Molecule: messenger RNA, 1304 nt
Organism: Aspergillus ibericus CBS 121593
Lineage: Eukaryota; Fungi; Ascomycota; Eurotiomycetes; Eurotiales; Aspergillaceae
Exons: 2
Coding region: 1-1068 (355 amino acids)
Source: RefSeq, a predicted model, not a curated record
AUGUCGACUGAGUUGAGUGCCGCGAGUCGCGGGCCGAGCAUCAUUGCCGGCAAUCUGACGGUGGCCAUCAUUGCCACGGUAGCCGUGGGUCUACGCGUGCUCGCCCGCAGCCUCAAGAGCAACACCUUUGGGCUCGAUGACUGGCUCAUCUUUCUCGCCCUGCCGUUUGGCUGGGGAAUGGCCAUCGCGACCAUCAUCGCCGUCCAACAUGGCCUGGGUCAACAUCUCACCUACCUGGAGGCCGAGCAUCCCGGGGAACUGCUCAUCGAAGGUCAAGCCUACUGGGCCUCAGAAAUCAUUUGGACCCUCUCCAUCCCCCUGAUCAAAAGCUCCAUUCUCCUGCUCUACAUCCGCAUCUUCGGCAAGGUCCGCCACUUCCGGAUGACCGCCUACGCCCUGGGCACCUUUUCGGUGUGCUGGGCGAUCAUGGUCCUCCUGGUGAUCAUCUUCCAAUGCCACCCAGUCGAGAAAGCCUGGGCGCCCGCGACCCCGGGCCACUGCAUCAACUCUUGGCUCUUCUUCGUCAUCGGCUCGUCCAUGAACUGCGCCACCGACAUCGCCAUCCUGGUCCUCCCGAUCCCGUCGGUGUGGCGCCUGCACCUGUCCCGCAUGCAGCGCGUCUCCCUGGUGGGUAUCUUCCUGCUCGGUUCACUGUCGUGCGUCUUCGGACUGGUGCGCUUGGGGACCAUGAUCUCCGAACGGAACAGCGUGGAUGCGACCUGGGCGCUGGCCAAUGUCGCCAUCUGGUCGACGGCGGAACCGUGCCUGGGGAUCACGGCCGCGUGUCUCCCCACGCUGCGGCCGCUGUUCGCGGUGGUCUAUGGCUCGUUGACGACGUCGGGCAAAUCCGUGACCGGGAGUCGCGGGACCGGGGCCGGGACGGGCACGGGUCGUCAGUCGGGGAAUUUUGGGGGGCAUGAUGAUUUCCAGCCGUUGUCCGAGGCCACGGUGGAUGCGGAUAUCGAGGCAUUAGAGCGCGACAGUGUCGGAUCGCGUACCCAGGUGCUGGUGCCCAUGAAGGGGAUCAAUGUGAAAACCUCGACCGAGUGGAAGGUGUUGACGCGGUGAGGCAGCGGAUGUUGCGGGAGGGAAUAAAUGUGGGUGGAACGGGGGUUCGUUACGGAUACACCAAAUAUAUAUAUGUCCAGUCUUGCCUGGUAGUCUACCCGCGUAUGCCUCUGCCCUCAUAUCGUUCUCCAUGGAGUUUUCUUACUACCACCCUGGGCUUUUUUACCACCCCCUGUCUCAUAGUCGUCUUAGACUUCCUAUCCAGAUCCCCCCUUGAAUUGAAGAAAUAAGGGUCG